GAUCCGGCAUGAUAGCUUAUAUUUCGAGAAAUGGUAGAAUUCUAUAUCACAUACAUAUCUGAUAAUAGAGAAAGAAGUCUCCUAGAAAACUGAACAGGAGCAUAUCAGGAGACAAUCACUAUAGGAGGAGAGCAAACCUAGAGACUUACAUAAAAGGCUAACGUCAUUCUUUGUCGACUAGAUCAACCUAGAGUCAUCUCAUUCGUCUCGUCUUCACAUCUACGACAGCUGUCUCACACUAUGAGCGCCUUGCAGAUGUGAUACAGAUUUGAUAGUCGGGGCUUACUCUUCCUUCUCCUUUUUGAGCUAAGCCUAAGAUUCACUUACACGACAUCGACAUCAUUCUGGCCUGUGAUGAUUGUCGAAUAUUUAGACAGAGGCUCUCAGUUCUAUACUCUUCGGUGACCGAACAUCGUCGCCCAGUUAUCACAUUCGCUUGGUUUGCAGGUGGGACACCGGGGCAUUGGUAUUCUUAAUUGUCUAUAAUUCGUUCGUCUAUUUCAGUCGUCUGGACGUCACUGUUCCCCCUGUUCUCACUUCUGACUCUCAUAUUCGUAUCAACCCUGGUGGCUUGCUUUGUUUCCACUUGAUUACUCAAACUUCAUCGAUGCUACCGACUACAAACGGAACAUCACAAACAUCGCCGUCGCCGUCCUCUCAUAAAAAUGGUUAGGCUAAGGUUGGCUACUUGGCUCCACCCUACCUCUCCCACUCCCCAUCCUGUAAAUACAGACUCCUACAUAAACAAAAACCUCAGACCCACGUCUGAAAUACCGCCAACCUCACUGGAGGAAAAAAAACACCACCAUCAAAAAUACCAGAGAGAGGAAUCUGGUAGUAAUUUUUGCAAUCUUCCUCAAAAAAAGAAACCCACCGCGCCGCCCAUCAUGGCGCCUUCUAAGAUGAUUACCCUCGCGCAGAAGAUCAGCACCGAGACCGAGAAGGUCGAGGCCUACUUCAAUGAGCACGGUCUUCAGACGCCUAGCUUCGACGUCGACGCUCCAAGUGACUUUCCUGAGAUGCCCGAAGACAUUUCGCGCAGCCGUCGUGAGAUCAUCCAUGCGACGAAGGAGCUCCAAGAUCUCAUGGUCGGUCCUCGAGAAUCUGUGCGAUGGAUGGCAUGGAAUUUUAUGGACACACAGAGCCUGCAACUUUUGAACCACUAUGGGAUCGCCAAGCUUGUCCCCAUCGAUGGCUCCAUCACUCUGUCGCAGUUAGCGAGCCAGACCACUCUCGACUCCAUCAAUCUCACGCGUCUUCUACGACAUGGCAUGGUCAAUCAUCUCUUCCAAGAGCCUACCCCGGGAGUAAUCAUGCACACGGCAGCCUCUCGACUCCUGGUCGAGGACGAGACCCUGCAGUCUUGGGUCGAGUUCAACACUAAGGAUGUGUACCCGGCCUCUGCCCACGUCAUCGACGCACUGAAGAAGUACCCCGAGGCCACGGGCCUCAUGCAGACGGGCUUCAAUUUCGCGUUUAACACGGUCGACACGGAGCCCAUGUUCGUAACCAUCGGUAAGGACCCUAAGAGAGCCAAGCGUAUGGGGCAGGCCAUGUCGAGCCUUACCGGGGGCGAGGGGUACGAGCUGUCGCACAUCACGGAGGCGUGCGACCUGACGGAGGUGGACGCGCGCGGCGGCACGCUCGUCGACCUCGGCGGCAGCCACGGCUUCGUGUCGGUGUGGCUGGCGCAGCGCUUCCGCAACAUGCAGUUCGUGGUGCAGGACCUGGCGAACACGAUCGAGAGCGCGCCGCAGCCCGUAUGCGCCGACGACGCCGGCGUCGCUAAGCGCGUCCGCCUGCAGGUGCACGACUUCUUCACGCCGCAGCCCGUGCGCGGCGCCGACGUGUACUACUUCCGCUGGAUCAUGCACAACUACUCUACCCCUUACGCCGUCCAGAUCAUCCGCGCCCUCAUCCCGGCCCUCAAGCCGGGAGCCCGCGUCGUAAUCAACGACCUGUGCCUUAGCGAGCCGGGCGUCGAGAGUCCGUGGGACGAACGUCUUAUGAGGAGCAUGGACCUCGUCAUGAUGACCCUGCUGAACGCGCAGGAGCGCGAGGAGGAGGAUUUUCGUCAGUUGUUCAAGCAGGCUGAUGAGGGCUUCGUUUUCAAGGGUGUCACUCGACCCCGAAACAGCCGCAUGAGCGUGAUUGAAGCCGUGUGGCAGCCCGCCGAACCUGACCAGUCUUCACCGGCUGCAUGCGAGCCUCCCCGAGAGCUUGCCGUCAUCUAGUGGCAGUUACCGCGCAUACAUGUGGAAGGAAAAGGCCGGUACCGGGAGAGUUGAUAUACCGCGAGAAGAAUCUGUGCAUAGGACAAACGGCGGUUUACUUGCUGGCAGGAGAGUG
Molecule: messenger RNA, 2349 nt
Organism: Annulohypoxylon truncatum
Lineage: Eukaryota; Fungi; Ascomycota; Sordariomycetes; Xylariales; Hypoxylaceae
Product: S-adenosyl-L-methionine-dependent methyltransferase
Exons: 4
Coding region: 666-2234 (522 amino acids)
Molecular function (GO): O-methyltransferase activity
Source: RefSeq, a predicted model, not a curated record